AUGUCACGCAAGUGGGAUGACACAAUAGUCCAGCUACGGGAGGAGCUUCGAGUUGAAAAAUCAGCGAGGUUGAAGCUUGAAGAACGGGUAUCACGUUUGGAAAUCAACGUACCGUCCACUACACAACAAGACGAUCUUGAGAAGGCAGUGGCAGUCAUUGGUGGGUUUGGUCAGUUGGAUGCACAAGAAGCAGAGCACCUCGUGAGCACAACGCUUGCUGAUGUAGAUGGCUUGCAGGACGUCUACUCCACAAAUCCAAAGCCAGCAGUGCUAUUUGCUCAGUUCGAUUCAGCAGCACGCAUGCACAAGUUCGUUCGAGCACAAAAGUGCCACCAAGAAAUGCAAAAGCACAAACUCUGGGCGGCGGAGAACAAGUCAGCAGCAGAACGACGUCGUGGCAAGAUUACCAGCAAGAUCAAAAAGUUUGCCAUUGAGAUCGAUUCCAUAGCCCCGAAGGACAUUUUGGCAGAUUACCGGACACAUAAAGUCUUGAUGAGGACAGCGAACAAGCUUGUACAUGUGGCCGACGUUGAUGUCGACGGAGUUGUUCAGUGGGCAGUGCCUUGUCCGGUCAGCGAGGCUGAGCAUCCAGGAGGCCGUCACUCUUGUAAGAAUGCAGCCGAUGAUGUGGACACACAACCCAUGUACUUGAAUUUGCAUGUUGUCACCAAAAAUGUACAAAGUAUCCGAGAUGAGACUCGUUUUCAAGAUUGCUUGGUUGAGCUGGACAGUGGUGCGCAUGACAUUGUCUUGUUGACGGAAACUUGGCGAUCUGAAUGUGAAGAAGUUUUCUCGACACCAGGUUGUGGCAAGAUAUAUUUGAGCGGCGGCCUGGCUCACCGUGGUGUCGGCAUUUAUGUUUCACGGCAGUUUUCGGCAUUCAUGGAGAAGCCACGUUUUCAUGCUUUUUCGCCUCGCUUGUGCAUGUUACAGUUUUCACGGCAGGGUGGUGAUUUCAACGCUAACGUCGGGGCAUUGAUUCCACAUGAUAUUUCACAACUUCUGGGUGGUUGGGGAAGUGGACCCAGGCCAAAUGUAGACGAUCAAGGUGACGCUUCCGAUUACAAGUUCGCCUUACAAGCCUCGGUGGCUGAUCAUGAGCAUGCAACGUUUGAUGAGCUGGAACAGCUUCUUUCAUCUGCAGCGUCUCGAUGUGGGACGUGCCAACUUGAUGAUUUCAAUUUCCGCCCAUCACGGCAGCUGCAAAGCUUGCGUGUGCAACGACAUGCUUGUGGCGAUGCUGGAGCGCGUAGAGCUUUGAGUUUGCAGAUCUUUCGUAUGCAGCGCCGCGAAGUACGGGUUUGGAAGGCUUCAAAAAUUCAGCCUGCGUUGCAGGCAUCAUCGUGGUCGAGCAUGAAGUCGUUACUUUCCUCCUUUGCCGGCAAGCCGAAGUCGUUGCAGCCUCCACCGGAUGAGUUUGCUGACGAGUUGGGGAAGCUAUUUUACGCGAUUCCACCGCUGCCUUGUCGACCGCAAGCUUUGACGGAAAAUGCUUGGAGCAUGAGCGAGCUCAUUUCUGCGUUACGAAGGAUGAAAGUCAACAAGGAGAUGUUCCGACGAGCUGGCAUAAAGGCAAAAACCACAACGGAUUUUCGACCUAUUGCCAAUGUUCGGUUGCUGUACAAAACUUUUGCUUGCUUGGUUUUGGGUCGGAUUGAAUCUGUCUUAGAUGCACAUCAACCUGAGGAGCAACAUGGAUUCAGGAAGGGACGCCGCAUCGAAGAGCACUUAUUGACAGCAAAUACCGUGUUGGACAAGACAUUGGCGGCCAACAUUCCUCUGUGGGUAAUUAGCAUUGAUUUUUCAAAGGCGUUCGACCGUGUGUCAUGGACAGCUUUAUGGUCGGCACUUGCGCAGCAUGGCGUUUCCGCACACUUGAUUUGGAUAUUGCAAGAGCUUUAUGGUGGACAGUUAGGAGUUGUUCGAGGUGAUGAUGGAGAGUCCAGUCGUUUGUUUCAGAUUUCGGGCGGAGUUCGUCAAGGAUGUGUGCUCAGUCCGCGCUUAUUCUGUGCAGUAUUGCAAUUAGCAAUGGGUGGAUGGAGACGUAAUGUCGACGCGGCGGGCAUUGACUUAUACGACAACCUGCCGAAGCUGUUAGACGUUCGCUUUGCUGACGAUGUUUUCAUUUUCACGACAUCUUCGCGGCAUGCAGCGUGGAUAUUGGACGAGCUUGUCCGAUGUUGCAGUCACGUCGGGCUUAUUCUCAACCCAAAGAAAACAAAAAUCAUGACGACGGACGCUCAAGCUCCACCACAAUUGACGGCUCCUUGUGGACUGACUGUGGAGAUCCUCUCGGGGGGCACAACACAUCGUUGGCUGGGAUGCUUGGUGUCUGACGAAGGGUCUGGUAACACAACGGCCGACGUAGAUUUUCACCUGCAAUCUGCCUCCCGUGCUUUUCAUGCAAAUCGCCAUACUCUUUGCGACAGGAAUGUUUCCGUUGUCGACCGAUUGAAGUUUUUUGAUAGAGCCAUUUCGCCGAUCGCGUGCUUUGCAGCUGGGCAUCGGACGAUUUAUUCAGCGGACUUGCAUCGACUUGACGUUCAUUUCCGCAAACAUUUGCGCCAGAUUGUUGGUGCACCACCAGAUACCAAAUGGGACGAUCCAUGGCAUGAUGUGUUGCAUGACUGGAAUGUGCGGGCUAUGGGAUUUUGGGCGAGGCUGCAUCGACCCACGUGGUCCUUUAACUGCUUGAGGCAACAUUGGAAUCUGGCGAUGUAUGUUAUCAAUCUGCCAAACACGCGUUGGGUGAAACGUGUUCUAGCAUGGGAUCCUGUUGGCACACGUGUUCCUGGAAGACCGAAGAAUUCUUGGGCCACUAGUUUGGAGAAUUUCGCGCGCUGGAAAGGCUGGAAUGACUGGACGGUGAUGGCAACAAACGCUGAGAGUCCUAGCCGCUUUUGCGAUGAAUAUGUGAAUUUCAUGUUUCCUACCAGAAAUGUUGAGCUCCAGCUCUUCGGUGAGGUGCAUUUCGUAGAGAGGACGGCCUGGUCCCCGUUCUUCUUGUGGGGCGUCUUCUUCUAUGUCUUCGGAACUUUUUGGAUUCUGGAGUUCCUGUCCUUCAGCAACAAGUACAUCACGGCGCAGGUCAACGAAGGCAUAGUCUACUUCCGGGUUAGAGGUAUUCAGUUUGUCUCGAAGGAACAGGGGCUGAAGUGCGAGGAUGCCGAGGACUACGUGUUGUUACUGACAGUGAACUAUCUGUGGCAAGCACUGCUACUUCCAGUGACAGACGGCACCAUAAAGAAGGAGGAGCUUGACGCGAAGGUCAAGCAGGAGAAGAAGGAGGAGGAGAAGGACAUCAAGGUCGACGGCGUGAAAGGCGAGGGCGUGAAGAACGAAGGCGUGAAGCAAGAAGGGAACGUGAAGCAAGAGAAGAGGACAGAGGAAGACGUGAAGAACGAGAUGAAGAUGGAAGGGACGAAGCGGGAAGAUUUCUACGUCCUUGCGACGAAGGGAGAGGGAGCGAAGGGCGAGGUGAAGGGAGAAACCAAGGGCGAAAUGAAAGGCGAGGGCGUGAAAGGGGAAGGCGUGAAAGGCGAGUCCAAGCGAGAAAGGUCUCGGUCCAAGAAGAAGAAAAAGAAGGACAAGAUCAAGAAAGAGAAGGGCGAUGGCGAAGGCAAAGAAAAGAAG
This is a messenger RNA of Symbiodinium sp. CCMP2456, 3633 nucleotides long. The record is from the annotation of a GenBank genome assembly. Lineage: Eukaryota; Dinophyceae; Suessiales; Symbiodiniaceae.